Pecten maximus is the source of this 1545-nucleotide messenger RNA. RefSeq names its product extensin-3-like. Bases 1 to 1545 code for a protein of 514 amino acids. The record is from RefSeq and is a predicted model, not a curated record. Lineage: Eukaryota; Metazoa; Mollusca; Bivalvia; Pectinida; Pectinidae. The transcript has 2 exons.
AUGGGAAAAUCCCCGAUCUUUCCACUACACCCCUCCCUCCGUGACCAGCCUAUUCCAUUUCCACUACACCCCUCCCUCCGCGACCAGCCUAUUCCAGAUACACUCCACACCUCCCUCCGCGACCAGCCUAUUCCAGAUACACUACACACCUCCCUCCAUGACCAGCCUAUUCCAUUUCCACUACACCCCUCCCUCCACGACCAGCCUAUUCCAUUUCCACUACACACCUCCCUCCAUGACCAGCCUAUUCCAUUUCCACUACACACCUCCCUCCGCGACCAGCCUAUUCCAGAUACACUCCACACCUCCCUCCACGACCAGCCUAUUCCAGAUACACUACACCCCUCCCUCCGCGACAAGCCUAUUCCAGAUACACUCCACACCUCCCUCCGCGACCAGCCUAUUCCAGAUACACUCCACACCUCCCUCCGCGACCAGCCUAUUCCAGAUACACUCCACCCCUCCCUCCACGACCAGCCUAUUCCAGAUACACUCCACCCCUCCCUCCACGACCAGCCUAUUCCAGAUACACUCCACACCUCCCUCCACGACCAGCCUAUUCCAGAUACACUACACCCCUCCCUCCACGACCAGCCUAUUCCAGAUACACUACACCCCUCCCUCCACGACCAGCCUAUUCCAGAUACACUACACACCCCUCCCUCCACGACCAGCCUAUUCCAGAUACACUACACCCCUCCCUCCACGACCAGCCUAUUCCAGAUACACUACACACACCUCCCUCCACGACCAGCCUAUUCCAGAUACACUACACACCCCUCCCUCCACGACCAGCCUAUUCCAGAUACACUACACCCCUCCCUCCACGACCACCCUAUUCCAGAUACACUACACCCCUCCCUCCACGACCAGCCUAUUCCAGAUACACUACACACACCUCCCUCCGCGACCAGCCUAUUCCAGAUACACUACACCCCUCCCUCCAUGACCAGCCUAUUCCAGAUACACUACACACACCUCCCUCCGCGACCAGCCUAUUCCAGAUACACUACACCCCUCCCUCCACGACCAGCCUAUUCCAGAUACACUCCACACCUCCCUCCACGACCAGCCUAUUCCAGAUACACUACACCCCUCCCUCCACGACCAGCCUAUUCCAGAUACACUCCACACCUCCCUCCACGACCAGCCUAUUCCAGAUACACUCCACACCUCCCUCCGCGACCAGCCUAUUCCAGAUACACUACACACACCUCCCUCCGCGACCAGCCUAUUCCAGAUACACUACACCCCUCCCUCCACGACCAGCCUAUUCCAGAUACACUACACCCCUCCCUCCACGACCAGCCUAUUCCAGAUACACUCCACACCUCCCUCCGCGACAAGCCUAUUCCAGAUACACUACACACACCUCCCUCCGCGACCAGCCUAUUCCAGAUACACUACACCCCGACCUCCGCGACCAGCCUAUUCCAGUUCCACUCCACCCCUCCCUCCGCGACCAGCCUUUUCCAGUUCCACUCCACACCUCCCUCCGCGUCCAGUCUAUUCCUCCAUUCUUCAUCAUCAAGCCUACCAGGGUAA